AGUCAGAGUGUGCCAUUUUGUGAUGUUCGAAAUUUGUCAGAAUUGACAGAAUACUCAACAAGAGCAGAUCAUUAAAAACGUAUUAACUUUUCGGAAUUUUAUGGUGAAACAAGUGUUUGACUGCGGAGUCCGAGUGUUUUCAAUUUACUCCAAGCUACUAAGUAGUGUUCAAGUAUCAAAAUGACCCAAAACCAAAAGGUAGCGUCACCAGCCUCAUUCGGGAAAAUCAUUCUAACGUUGGAGAAUUGUUUACUUCCGAAAACGAAAUUGGAAGAGACAGCAUCACAAUUGGAUGGCCUGGAUAGACAAACCGAAAUCGAUUUACGGAUUUUAGGCUGUGAAUUGAUACAAACUGCUGGAAUUUUGCUGAAACUGCCUCAAGUGGCUAUGGCCACUGGUCAGGUCUUAUUUCAACGAUUCUUCUACUCGAAAUCGUUUGUGCGUUAUAACAUGGAAACUACGGCAAUGAGCUGCAUUUGUCUGGCGUCAAAAAUUGAGGAAGCGCCUCGUCGGCUACGUGAUGUUAUGAACGUUUUCCAUCACAUCAAACAAGUACGCGCUCAGAAAACCAUUGCACCGAUGAUCCUAGAUCAAUCCUAUUUAGCGUUGAAAACACAGGUCAUCAAGGCUGAACGUCGCGUGCUGAAGGAACUGGGAUUUUGUGUACAUGUCAAACAUCCACACAAACUCAUCGUCAUGUACCUGCAAGUGUUGGGCUACGAGAAAAAUCAGAAACUAAUGCAAUGCGCUUGGAACUACAUGAAUGAUUCAUUGAGAACCGAUGUUUUCGUUCGAUACCAGCCGGAAACUAUAGCCUGUGCUUGCAUAUACCUAACGGCGAGGAAAUUAAACUUUCCUCUGCCCAAUAAUCCGUCGUGGUAUGGAAUUUUCAAAGUUACAGAGGAAGACAUCAUUGACGUUUCCUAUCGAAUAUCGGAACUCUACCGGCGGUCAAAGCCGAAUGUUGAGCAAUUGGAACAGGCUGUCGAAGAAUUGAAGAAAACGUACAUGGAGUCACGGAAUAACGGACGUACUGGUCAAAAUACGCCACCUCAGGUGACGACAGUGGAUCGAAACAAUGGUUCGCAUAAUGCUUGGGGAGGUUUCAUUUCACGUGCCGUACCAUUGCAUCCAGAAGGUAAACCGGCUACUGUAAACAAGCGAUCGCAUUCUCGAUCCAGAUCUCGAUCCCAAACACCGAACGACGAAAAUCGAUCCCGUGGAAAGAAGUCCAGACACCGUUCGCGAACACCAUCCAAGUACAGCAAGAAGAAGUCGAGAAAUUACUCAAAAUCGCCAUCGUCUUCACCGCAGAACAAGCAUAAGAAAAGAGAUCGUAAAAGUCCUGCUCGUGAUAAGUCCGAUUACUAUUCGAACGGUGGUCGCAGUAGUAAAGACCGAGAACGGCACCAUAGAGAAAGUCGCACAAAAGACCGGCCUCGAGAUCGGGAACGUUCGAAGCAUGAUCGGUACAGUACGUCGAGAAGUAGCCAUAAGACAGCAAAGCAUCGUGACCGUUCAAGAGAUAGAAAACGACCAAUUGAAAUAAAUGAGCAAAUUUGUAUAAAUGGAAGUUUUUAUUGUUGUUGUGAGUAGACGCGUGUAUGUGAUCGAUCGACCAAUCGCUUAUCAG
This is a messenger RNA of Bradysia coprophila, 1633 nucleotides long. RefSeq names its product cyclin-L1. The record is from RefSeq and is a predicted model, not a curated record. Lineage: Eukaryota; Metazoa; Arthropoda; Insecta; Diptera; Sciaridae. Gene Ontology annotation, molecular function: cyclin-dependent protein serine/threonine kinase regulator activity. Gene Ontology annotation, biological process: regulation of transcription by RNA polymerase II.